AUCCUCAGUGUCAUAAAUAAUUCUCUCUUUAAUAUUUUCUAAGUCUAAAUUUAAAAGUUGUGUUAAAAAAAAUGAUUUGACACUUGAAAAAAAAUCAAAUGAAAUGAUUAACUUACUAAAACUCAAAUCUCAAACUUUUAGGAUCAAGAUUAUUAAGCGCAAAAGCUAUAAAAUAAGAAAUAACUCUGACUACAUUAAAAUAACCUCUAAUGGAAUACUUGGGUGAGAUAAUAGCUCUGGGUAUCGACAGCGUUAUCCUGGUGGUGUGUCUUCGCCAGUAUUUUCACUGUCGGCUGGCAGUAAAUUCUGUCAAGAAUGUCCAGAUCUGCGAUGUCGGCGUUAACUUACAUGACAUUGUCAAGUCUUCAGAGACGGACAAAUUUAACUACGUCGCGUUCCGUGGGAUCGUAAAACCUCUCAGCAAGCCUCUUAAUGGCAUCAACAACCCAGCUAUCACUGGAGUCAUCCAGCGGCUCAUUGUCAAGGAACAUGUAGUUGCUAGAACUACUGCUGGAUUCUGGUCAAAUGAAGAACGUAUAGUGCAAGACGUCUACAAUACAGUACCUUUUGCUCUUCAGAAUGGAUCCGCUAAAGUGGAAGUAACCGAUGCAUUGUCUGCGGAAAUUCUUGACAUGGAUGUAUUAUGUGAUGAAUUUAAACCAAAUGCCCCGACUGUUGCUGAUCUCAUCUGGGAGUUUUUUACCGGAUUCCGUCAACGAGGAAUGCAAUCAACCGAAGAAAUGCUGCGAGAAGGAGUUACGAUGACAGGAGUAGGAGAACUAACACUAGACAAAGCCGGAAAUUUAACAUUACAGCCUCCAAUAGACGGUACUCCUUUUUAUUUAACAACAAUGAAUGUCGGAUCCUUGUUACGAAAAUUGGAUGAACGGCGAAGAGUUUACAAAUGCUUGUGUAUAAUUUUCGGGACCGUAGGCCUAGUAGUCGGAGGAAUGGUGGUUUGUAAGUACCGAAGGGCUCGCAAGGAAAAAAGAAUAUCCGAGGAGAAGCGACAGAAUUUGGAAGAGUCAAGGAAGAAACGUCGCCAGAGAGUGAGAGAUAGCGAAUUACGCGAAGAUCAAAUUUGUGUAGUGUGCAAGGAGAACCCAAGAGAAGUAAUUUUGUUACCCUGUGGACAUGUUUGCUUGUGUGAAGAUUGCUCAGCAAGUAUCAACGAUUACUGUCCUGGUUGUCGGGCGGUGAUUGAGCAGAAGAACGCUGCUUAUAUAAUUUGACGGCUUUUUUUUUUAGAUAUUUAAAAUUUAAUUGUAAUUUGUAAAAUAAAUUAUUAAUUAAAAAUUUAGAUUACAUUGUAUGAGUUGGAUUGUGUACAAAAAUUUGUAUGAUAUGAAAUAUAUAUUUAAAUUAA
This is a messenger RNA of Cotesia glomerata, 1366 nucleotides long. It is a transcript of the gene Mul1, whose product is annotated as mitochondrial E3 ubiquitin protein ligase 1-like. Gene Ontology annotation, molecular function: ubiquitin-protein transferase activity. Bases 210 to 1232 code for a protein of 340 amino acids. NCBI's taxonomy places the organism in Eukaryota, Metazoa, Arthropoda, Insecta, Hymenoptera, Braconidae. The transcript has 5 exons. Gene Ontology annotation, biological process: organelle organization; protein ubiquitination. The record is from RefSeq and is a predicted model, not a curated record.